CAGGAAAAAGGGGGGUUGCCUUUUAAAGCCUCUUUGGUCUUCCUCCUGCUUCCCAGGCGGUGCUCUGUCAGACCGAGUGUUGGUGUGUGAGAUUCGUAACAAACGGGUGGUUGUGUGUUACUUCUUAGUGAGUUAGAAAUGGCGGCGAUCAGGACUCUCGGGAAACUGUGUCAACAGUCUCAGCAUCAAGUCUGUAAACUGCACACAUCCGCCUUGAGGCAGGACGCAGUGGUCGUCUCAGGAAGGAAACUGGCACGCCAGAUUCGGGAGGAGACCCAGGUCGAUGUGGAGAAAUGGGUUUUAGCCGGCAACAGGCGACCUCACCUGAGUGUGGUUCUUGUUGGAGACGACCCAGCCAGUCACUCCUACGUUCUCAACAAGACCCGGGCAGCAGCUGAUGUCGGAAUCUCAAGUGAGACGAUUCUCAAACACUCAGACAUCAGUGAGGAGGAGUUACUGGACUUGAUCUACAAACUCAAUGCAGACCAUCGUGUGGACGGCCUGCUGGUCCAGCUGCCUCUGCCAGAUCACAUUGAUGAGCGGGUAAUCUGCAAUGCGGUUGCCCCUGCCAAGGAUGUAGACGGCUUCCACGUGGUUAACGUUGGCCGCAUGUGCCUGGAUCAGUCCACCAUGCUUCCAGCCACCCCCUGGGGAGUCUGGGAAAUCAUCAAACGCACAGGUAUUCCCACUUUUGGGAAGAAUGUAUUAGUUGCAGGACGCUCUAAGAACGUGGGAAUGCCCAUCGCCAUGUUACUGCACACAGACGGACGCCACGAGAGGCCUGGAGGUGAUGCCACAGUCACCAUUUCUCACCGUUACACUCCAAAGGAACAGCUUUGUCAGCACACAAAAAUGGCAGACAUCAUCGUGGCCGCUGCAGGGAUCCCAAACCUGAUCACAGCAGACAUGAUCAAAGAGGGGGCAGCUGUGAUUGACGUCGGAAUAAACCGAAUCCAGGACCCCGUCACUGGAAAAAGCCGCCUGGUUGGAGAUGUGGACUUUGAAGGCGUAAAGAAGAAGGCUGGAUUCAUCACACCAGUUCCUGGAGGUGUUGGGCCCAUGACUGUGGCCAUGCUCAUGAAGAACACCAUCAAAGCUGCCAAGAAUGUCCUGCAGAUUCCCGCAGAGAGGAUCCGGAUGGCUGCUGCAUCCUAAUGAGCCAGAGCACAGCUCGGCAGCAGAGACACAUUCCACCUAACACCACACUCCUAUGCUUCUUCUAACUUGGAGCGACCUGGUCGAGCUCUUCUUGCACACUGACUGAAAAGAUGAUCACGCUUGGAGGCUUUCAAUUCUGCUGACAUCUUUCUGAGGAUCGAGUCCAGCAAUGUUUAGUCUGUUACAUCCGUUCAUGCGUCUGCAUGUCCUUUGUAACAGUAUUUAUCAUUUGCAAUGUAAUUCUGUGACAGUUUUUAGGUUUUUAAAAAUCUUGAGAGAUUGCUUCUAUUUAUUGCUACAGAGACACAUUUUAAACAUGAAUGCAGUGUUUAUGACUCCAAGCUGAGUGACUGGUCUUUUCUUUUGUUGUUGAUUUAGCCUUAUGUAUUAAGAGUGUUAAGGGCUAACAUCAGGAAUAAGAUUAUUUAUCAAAAACAUUAUCAAGCUUUAAAGAUUUCACAUUUGCCUUUGCAGAAACUUUAAAAUAAAUACAUGUAUGUUGUCA
This is a messenger RNA of Nothobranchius furzeri (turquoise killifish), 1663 nucleotides long. It is a transcript of the gene mthfd2, whose product is annotated as methylenetetrahydrofolate dehydrogenase (NADP+ dependent) 2, methenyltetrahydrofolate cyclohydrolase. Gene Ontology annotation, cellular component: mitochondrion. Gene Ontology annotation, biological process: tetrahydrofolate interconversion. NCBI's taxonomy places the organism in Eukaryota, Metazoa, Chordata, Actinopteri, Cyprinodontiformes, Nothobranchiidae. Gene Ontology annotation, molecular function: methenyltetrahydrofolate cyclohydrolase activity; methylenetetrahydrofolate dehydrogenase (NAD+) activity; methylenetetrahydrofolate dehydrogenase (NADP+) activity. The record is from RefSeq and is a predicted model, not a curated record.